Messenger RNA from Penicillium diatomitis, 1125 nucleotides. Its product is annotated as ditrans,polycis-polyprenyl diphosphate synthase. The record is from RefSeq and is a predicted model, not a curated record. Gene Ontology annotation, molecular function: ditrans,polycis-polyprenyl diphosphate synthase [(2E,6E)-farnesyl diphosphate specific] activity. NCBI's taxonomy places the organism in Eukaryota, Fungi, Ascomycota, Eurotiomycetes, Eurotiales, Aspergillaceae. The coding region runs from base 1 to 1125 and encodes 374 amino acids. The transcript is spliced from 2 exons. Gene Ontology annotation, cellular component: endoplasmic reticulum membrane; dehydrodolichyl diphosphate synthase complex.
AUGGUCUCCAAGACCGAUCGCGAGAUUCUUCGCGCGGACAUCCGCGCCCGCGGCGACAAGAGUCUCACUGCCGCCGAUCGCGAGAAUCUGCUCAAACCCUACCUGCCCGACCCGGCAGACCUCGAGCCAAGCUCGAAUUCGUCGGCUUCACAAUCCCGUACCGGAUCUGGCCCCUCGCAACGGCGCCAGCAGCGAGCUCGCAAGAAGCCGAUCCGCACAUUCCUCAAAUCGCAACUUUAUAAAUUCACUUAUGCCAUUACACAUAUCUUCUUUGGCAUUGUGGUCCGCUUACUGCAGGCGUACCACGCGGUGGUAGAUCGGGUCUUCGCUAUUGUUUACCACCACCAUCGGACGCCGGAGUUGAUUCGGAAGGAUGUCAGGGGUUUGAAGCGUUUGCCGGAACAUCUGAGUGUCAUUUUGACCCUUCAGAAGGAAGACGAUGCGCUGGCGGUAUUGAUGGACGAGGUCGCCGAGUUGGCUGCCUGGAGUGCGAGCGCAGGAAUUCCGCAGCUCAGCGUCUACGAGAAAUCAGGAAUCCUCAAAUCAUGUAUCCCUGCCCUGCACCGCAACAUUUCCACCAAACUCACCUCCUACUUCGGCACAUCCUCCCAACAGCCCUCUCUGCGACUCUUCGCCCCUCACCACCCCGUCUACGGCGGCGCACACACUACACAGCAAACCCCUCGAUCCGAAAGUACCAGCACCCCAUCCCAAUCCCUCACCAUCCUCCUCCUCUCCUCCACCGACGGCCGCGAAACCAUCGUCGAUCUGACCAAAACCCUCGCCGAGAUGUCUCAAAACGGCAAACUCUCCCCCGAGGACAUCACCCCCGAACUGGUCGACGCCGAGAUCAGUGAGAUCACCACGCAGCCUCUUCUGUCGCAAGCCGCACAGGAGAGUGCCGGUACACAGCCGAUCAUGAAGCCCGAGCCAGAUCUUCUUCUUGUGUUUGGGUCCUUUUUGAAAUUGGAUGGAUAUCCGCCGUGGCAGAUCCGGUUGACCGAGAUGUACUGUACGGGGGUGCAUCAUCGCGGCAUGACGGGGUAUGGAGAGGCGGUGGAAUAUCAGGGCUUUAUGAGGGGGUUGUGGCAUUAUGCUGGGGCGCAAAUGCGAUUUGGUCGGUGA